Messenger RNA from Notothenia coriiceps (black rockcod), 1890 nucleotides. RefSeq names its product receptor-type tyrosine-protein phosphatase U-like. Gene Ontology annotation, molecular function: protein binding. The transcript is spliced from 8 exons. NCBI's taxonomy places the organism in Eukaryota, Metazoa, Chordata, Actinopteri, Perciformes, Nototheniidae. The coding region runs from base 1 to 1890 and encodes 629 amino acids. The record is from RefSeq and is a predicted model, not a curated record.
AUGGCAAAAAGGGAACGGAAGGGGGGGCUGGAGAAUGAGACAGCAAAGGGGAAGGAGAAAGCCUUGGCGUCAGUCGUGGGGGUUGAGGAGGGGUAUGUUAUGACAUGGAAAUCCCAGCCCGUUGGUCAUGCUGGCCCGCGUGGGGCUCUGAGCAGCAGAAAGGCCUCCGAGUCCAGCCAGGCGGCCUCCUACCUGGCGCUGGUGGGAGCCAGGACGCAGGGAAUGAACCUGUCACCGACUCCUGCUUGUAAACAAACCAAAUACCGUGGGAAAGAUGAGCUACAAAAACUAAAAGUAGCCCCUCCAACUCCACCCUGGGCUCAUUUCUUCUUCCUGUGUGUUCCCACGGAACGGAAGCAGCGUGGUGAUGGACACGUCGCUCCCCUGUCUCGGCUGAGCCACAAGAGGCCCCCUAAUGGGCGCAGCUUUCGCAGUGGAGGGCUCAGAGAAGGGGAGCCAGGACUCUUUACCCGCUGGCAAUCAGGCCCUGUCCCCCCCGGGGCCGCCCGCCCGGUCCCAACUUUGGAGACACUCAUCGUCAGAGUGCCCCCCACACCGAUCGCCCCCCCCCAGCUCCUGCGCUCCGGCCCCACCUACCUGAUCAUCCAGCUGAACACCAACUCCAUCGUGGGGGACGGGCCCGUUAUCCGGAGGGAGAUCCAGUACCGGGCCAGCCAGUCCACCUGGAUGGAGACUCACGGUGUGGGCUCUCUGACCUAUAAGAUCUGGCACCUGGAGCCGGACACAGAGUACCGGAUCAGUGUCCUGCUGACGAGGCCCGGGGAGGGGGGCACCGGAGCUCCAGGGCCCCCCCUCACCAGCAGGACCAAGUGUGCAGAGCCGAUGCGUGCCUUGCGGGGUCUGACGGCUGCAGAGAUCCAGCCGAGGCAGCUGGCCCUGCAGUGGGAGCCUCUGGGAUAUAACCUGACGCGCUGCCACACCUACACCCUGUCGCUGUGCUACCGCUACUCCAUGCCCACCGGGGGGGGCGGCGGGGGCAACAACGCCACCGUCAGAGAGUGCCUGUCCGUGGAGCGCAACACGUCCCGCUUCACCCUCAGAGACCUGCCGCCUUUCCGCUCCGUCCACAUCCGCCUGGCCCUCGCCAACCCCGAGGGCAAGAGGGAGAGCCGGGAGGUCACCUUCCAGACGGAGGAGGACAUUCCUGGAGGCAUCGCUUCGGAGUCGCUGACCUUCACACCGCUCGAUGACAUGAUCUUCCUUAAGUGGGAGGAGCCUGUGGAGCCCAACGGCCUCAUCACGCAGUACGAGAUCAGCUACCAGAGUAUUGAGUCUUCAGACCCGGGUAUCAACGUGCCAGGUCCCCGCCGUACGGUGUCCAAGCUAAGGAACGAGACCUACCACAUGUUCUCCGGUCUGCAUCCUGGGACCACCUACCUGGUGUCGGUCCGAGCCCGAACUGCCAAGGGGUUCGGGCAGACGGCGCUCACCGAAAUCACCACCAAUAUCUCUGCGCCGGUGUUUGACUAUGAAGACAUCCCCUCUCCGCUGAGUGAAUCUGAGAGCACCAUCACCGUGCUGCUGCGCCCGGCGCUGGCCAGAGGGGCUCCGGUCAGUGCGUACCAGGUGGUGGUGGUGGAGGAGGAUGGGUCUCGGCAGGUGAGGCGGAGGGAGUUGGGCGGAGUCGACUGUUUCCCGACCCCCACCUCCCACAGCGAGGCUCAGGCUAAAGGGGCCCCGCAUUACUUCACGGCUGAACUGGCCCCAAGCUCGCUGCCCGAGGCCACGCCCUUCACCGUGGGAGACAACCACACCUACAACGGCUUCUGGAACAGCCCACUGGACCCCACCAAGAACUACCUCAUCUUCUUCCAGGCCACCAGCAACUUCAGAGGGGUGAGACCCGGCUUUCUGUUUCAGACGCGCUGA